This is a messenger RNA of Amyelois transitella, 2505 nucleotides long. RefSeq names its product ribonucleases P/MRP protein subunit POP1 (gene Pop1). NCBI's taxonomy places the organism in Eukaryota, Metazoa, Arthropoda, Insecta, Lepidoptera, Pyralidae. The coding region runs from base 169 to 2505 and encodes 778 amino acids. Gene Ontology annotation, biological process: tRNA 5'-leader removal. Gene Ontology annotation, cellular component: ribonuclease MRP complex; nucleolar ribonuclease P complex. The record is from RefSeq and is a predicted model, not a curated record. The transcript has 4 exons.
CUUUUUGGUUUGGUUUGGAGGUUAUGUAUUUUCUACUCGAUUAAUGAGGUUUAUAAAUAAAUAGUGUGUUUAUUUAUCAUUAGCACGACUUUCUAAGGUGUGGCGGUAGAAAAAAUCUAUCAGCACCUUAUACUUAUUUUAAAUUGUGCAGUGUAUUACAUUUAUACGAUGGAAAAGAAUGAAUUUGACUCCACAUUGGGUGGUUCUGAACAACUACCAGAUUCAGCCAACAGUCUGAAAUUUGCAGCAUCCAGAAGUAUUGAAAUAGCAGCAAUGACUGAGAGCAUUCUUCGUCCAAGCAAAACUAAGCUCAUUUUCCAAUCUUUGCCUGUACAUAUGCGACGCCGGGUAAUGAGCCACAAUUGUAAAAGAUUGCCCAGGAAACUGCGCCAAGGACAUUUAGAGCAGUUGAAAAAAAGUGGUUUGCCGCCUAAACUAAAAAGGCCUUCUAGGAAAUAUAGGCGGCGUCCUGGAAAUUUGUUACAAGAAUAUAACAGAAGGCAAAGGAGAACUAAAUGGUUAGAAACUCAUAUUUGGCAUGCCAAAAGAUUUCACAUGAUUGAAAAGUGGGGACAUCGAUUAGCAUAUGCACCAUGUGACAAAGCAUUCAGAGCCUGUUACAGAGCAACCUCAGCUCACUGCCUUAUACAAGAUAUUUCUUACUUUACUCCUAUCCAAAUUAGUGGUUCAACAGAUGUUAUAAAAAAAUUGUUCUCUUCCAUUACAAAUCCCACAUGUGGUUUGAGUAUCUGUGCAAAAGCAUUUAUAAGUGGUAACAGAGAGGGUACUAUUAGUUUGUAUAAACCAAACCAGUUUCCAUUUGGAUAUAUUGGUAAAGCAAAUUUUAUAUGGUUGCCUGGUGAGACAGAAAAAAAUGUCUGGCUUUUUGUGCAUCCAUCCCAGACAAAAGAAGUAGAAUCAGUUUUGACUGAUAUUAUUUGCAAUAAAAGUCAUAAUAAUGAGGAAUAUGUACCUAGUCAGAAACAAAGGAAGUUAAAUAAUAGCAUUGCAGAAAAUAUAAACAUUAAACUGAAUCCAGGUGCUUACAACAUAUUCAGACUAACAGGCCCAAACAGCCAUGCAAUACUUGCUCGUAGUUUAAAAUGUGUAGAAAGUAUUGAAAAAGUAGCAACAAAUAAGUGGAUUUCAAAAGUUGAUGGAAAAUCUUUACAUUUAACUGAGAAGCAGUGUUAUUGGCAAAGUAUUAGUAAAGUUAGUUCCCCAUCACAGCUUCCAUCUAGAAUAAUUAUUGGGUUAAUUGUGAAAGAUCCCAGACUAAGCCGUCCAGCCCAACGAACGAAAGCUAACAAUAACAGUCACGAAACUGUGAAUAUAGAAUCAUUGAUUACUGUUCCAACGACAGCAUCACUAUCGCCUAUUUGGGAUUUGAGUUUACAAGAUAUAAUUAAGAAAGAGAAAUUAAGUAAUAGUCAAUUUAUAGAGCAUGUGACAAAAACCCAGUUAGUGCCUGGAUCUGUGAAUGAGGAUGAUCCCAAAUUGCAGUGUGUGCCCGUUGUUCUGGUACAGAGACCGGGAUCACAGGAUGCAUGUGGAAAGAAAAUUGGAUACAGCAGUGGCUGGGACAUAAUAAUACCAUCAGGUUAUGGUAUGCAAUUCUGGCAGACUUUCAUCAUGUUUGGAGCUCGUGCAGGCGGGCUCCGAGAAACUGAGAGUUUAGCUUUUGAAUUGGGCGAAACAUACCUACCUCCGGAUUCUUACGCAGGUGAAGAAGAACAAAAGAAGAUUGAAUGUGACUUGAAAGAUAAAUAUUUUAGGCUGCCCCCAAGUAAAAGAGUUAACUACAUAAAAUUAGGAAUCAAUAGUCCAUUCACUUGCAACUGGAAAUUAUUGUUGAAAGAAUGGUGCAAUGUGCCUAUUGAGAGAUUUAAUGUGAUAAGAGAUAGGCAAAUACUUUCAAAGUUACAGGAUUGCUUAAAAAAUAAGCAAAAAUUACCAGAAAUAGAAAAUUCUGCAGCAUGUUUGGUAGCUGUUUACUUACAAAUGGCAUCAGCAGGAUCUCUAAAGCGGCACGCCCUUAUUUGUUUGCCAGAGAAAAGUGACAUGAUCUCAAUAAAAACAUUAAAUGAGCCCAAACAUGAAGACCCCAAUGAGAAGUUGAGAAAACAAACAAGAAAACAACACAAAAUUGAAAUAAAGCGUUGGAGAAGAAAUCGAAUAAAAUUAAGGAAUAAAAAUAAGAUGGUACAACCCAUGAAGCCUUCGAAAAGAGAUAAUCAUAUACCAUCUGACUAUGUGUUGAAAAUGCGCGAGUUAUGGCUUCCAAGUGCAAUCAAAACUGUGCGACAUUCUUGCUCCAGACAAAUACUGGGAUUUAUCACACAAGGUGCAUUCAGCUUCUCAGAGGCUAAAAGUUGUGGCGUUGGUUACAUUGCUUACAAUGCUUUAAAUACACUAGUAAUGAAUGGCCACAAUCAAGUCUUAGUUCGAAAUGUGUCCUCAAAAAAAUAUAGGAUAAGUAAUGUACAUAUAAUAAAAAAUGUCUAA